AUGGAGGGCGAGACGCAGCCGCCGCCGGACAGUAUGGAAGGCGAGGCGCGGCCGCCGCCGGCGUGUGUAUCCAAGGUGCUCGACGACGACGACCUCCUGACGGAGAUCAUCAUCCGCGUCGGCUUCCCCACCAGCCUCGUCCGCGCCGCCUGCGUCUGCAGGCGCUGGCUCAGCCACGCCUCCGACCGCGCAUUUCUCCGCCGUUUCCGGGAGCUCCACCCGCCAAGACUCCUCGGCUUCUACCUUGCACAAGGCUAUCCGUACGACGCCGCACGCUUCUUCCCGAUGCUGCCUCAGCCCCCGGAGCUCGCUGCUGUCAUCCGCCGCACAAACUUCAGCCAGAGGCCAUUCUUUUCCAAAGAAGAAGGGGGUACCAUGGUGGGCUGCUCCAACGGCCGCGUCAUCACCCGCCGCCUAAACUUCAGCGUCCUCAACAACUGCGUCCUCGCCUACGAGCUUGUAUUUGCAGUGCACAGCCCACUGUGCUAUGACUAUGACCAUGGUAUGGCCAUCCUCCCAGGAUUACAGCUCGGAAUGCCCUGUUUGUACAAUUGGGCACAACUCUUCUCCAAAGUAGAAAGGGAUGGCUCGUCCUACUUUUAUGUCACCGUGGAGGAUACCAUGGAACCUAAGAUGAAUGUGUAUAUGUGGCAAGCUGGUGAUGAUGCCUGGCACAAACAUCUCACCUUGGGGUCAGACCGUCUUUUGCAUCCACAAUCUACUCCCAAAGGCGUACUCGUUGACAACAAAAUCUAUUUUGCGGCCGGCAAUGCAAUUGUUAUCCUGGAUUUGACAUCCUCAAUCUUAUUGACAACUCAGCUCCCACACGGGGUGGAUUUUGAUCUAGGCACCACCAUGUUGUCGCGGGUCAAUGAUGGUUCUGGUCUAUAUCUCAUCCAUAUCAAGGAGCUUCAACUUCAUAUCUGGCUCCACAAUGGGGACAAUUGGUUGCUGGUGGACACCAUUUGCUUGAGCGAAACAUUUGCUGGUUUGCUUGAGGAUGAGCUUACUGUUGAUAUCCGGAUAAACCAUGUGGGGGACUAUAAUGGGUUUGUAUUCUUGGAGAUGGGUCGAUCCGUACUCUACUUGGAUGUCAACCGCAGGACGCUGUGUAAAGCGUACGAGAUGACAACAGAGGAGAAAUGUUUGGGUGAUAUCUAUCCUUUUAUGAUGACCUGGCCUCCCAUUUUCCCUACUCUCAGUCCUGCGAGGAAUGCCACGUGA
Molecule: messenger RNA, 1224 nt
Organism: Triticum turgidum subsp. durum (durum wheat)
Lineage: Eukaryota; Viridiplantae; Streptophyta; Magnoliopsida; Poales; Poaceae
Source: the annotation of a GenBank genome assembly